This is a messenger RNA of Trichechus manatus latirostris (Florida manatee), 3190 nucleotides long. It is a transcript of the gene TTLL1, whose product is annotated as TTL family tubulin polyglutamylase complex subunit L1. The record is from RefSeq and is a predicted model, not a curated record. Gene Ontology annotation, molecular function: tubulin binding; tubulin-glutamic acid ligase activity. Gene Ontology annotation, biological process: microtubule cytoskeleton organization; protein polyglutamylation. The coding region runs from base 775 to 2046 and encodes 423 amino acids. The transcript is spliced from 11 exons. NCBI's taxonomy places the organism in Eukaryota, Metazoa, Chordata, Mammalia, Sirenia, Trichechidae. Gene Ontology annotation, cellular component: cilium.
UCUCUCGGUGUCUUUUUCAGGGCGCAGUGCACCUGUGGCGAGAGCUCUGGGCAGGAGAGUGGAGACUUGUGAUCCCCGCUCUGCUUGCUCCUUGUAAUUCUCUGCUUCCUUCUGGGCGUCUGUGACCAAGGCAUUUUCUCCUCUCUGUUUUCCCCUCCAAGUCCCUGGGUAGUGCGAACGAUUCACACGCUUGACUGCUAACAGAGAGAGAGGUUGGAGGCUGGAGUCCACCUGAGGCGCCUCGGAAGAAAGGCCUGGAGAUCUACUUCCCAUAAAUCAGCCAUUGAAAACCCUGUGGAGCACAGUUCUACUCGGACACACACAGGGUCGCCAUGAGUCAGAAUUGAUGAGACAGUUAACUGGUAACUGGUGUCCUCAUCGGUUAAUCACAGUGUGAUGGUGGUGGUCGUGGUUGUCAUUCACUCUGUAGAGUAGCUGGGCAUUGCAGGGGAUUAACGCUAGACCUGAAAGUAUCUUAUCAUUGUAAACUUUGUGUGGGUUUGCAAAGUGACUGCUUUGUUCGGGAGACAUUUACUGAGCACGUUUACAGUGCUGGCUUGUGGCAGUGCCAAGAAGACCGGUCCUGCUCUGCCUGCCAGAAGUUACAGACACUGGUCAGCAGCCCUGGAGCCUGGCACUGUCACCUAGUGGGGUGUGGAGAUGGACAGUCAAUGUCGCCUGCAAACAAACUCCAAGGUAAGAAACGGAGGCAAGAGUCAGUGAAGCUGAAGAGAAAUUGGACGUUCCUCUUGGCUCCAUAAGUACUGAUGGAUCAUGGCAGGAAAAGUAAAGUGGGUCACCGAUAUCGAGAAGUCGGUGUUGAUAAAUAACUUCGAAAAGAGAGGAUGGAUUCAAGUGACAGAAAACGAGGAUUGGAAUUUUUACUGGAUGAGUGUGCAGACAAUCCGAAAUGUUUUUAGUGUCGAAACUGGAUAUCGGCUUUCAGACGACCAAAUAGUCAACCAUUUUCCAAACCACUAUGAGCUGACCCGGAAGGAUCUGAUGGUGAAGAAUAUCAAAAGAUACAGAAAAGAGCUGGAGAAGGAAGGGAGCCCUCUGGCCGAAAAAGAUGAAAAUGGGAAAUACCUUUACCUGGACUUCGUUCCGGUCACCUACAUGCUACCAGCAGACUACAACCUGUUUGUCGAGGAGUUCAGGAAAAGCCCCUCCAGCACCUGGAUCAUGAAGCCUUGUGGCAAAGCCCAGGGAAAGGGUAUCUUCCUCAUCAACAAGCUCUCACAGAUCAAAAAGUGGUCCCGGGACAGCAAGACGUCCUCGUUUGUGUCUCAGUCGAGUAAGGAAGCCUACGUGAUCUCUCUCUAUAUCAACAACCCGCUGCUAAUUGGCGGGAGGAAGUUUGACCUGCGCUUGUAUGUCCUGGUGUCCACGUACCGGCCCCUGCGCUGUUACAUGUACAAACUUGGAUUUUGUCGAUUUUGCACCGUCAAGUACACCCCGAGCACCAGUGAGCUGGAUAACAUGUUUGUUCACCUCACCAACGUGGCCAUUCAGAAACACGGAGACGACUACAACCACAUCCACGGCGGCAAGUGGACCGUGAGCAACCUGCGACUCUACCUGGAGAGCACCCGUGGCAAGGAGGUCACCAGCAAGCUGUUCGACGAGAUCCACUGGAUCAUCGUGCAGUCCCUGAAGGCCGUGGCGCCGGUGAUGAACAACGACAAGCACUGCUUCGAGUGUUACGGCUACGACAUCAUCAUCGACGACAGGCUGAAGCCCUGGCUGAUUGAGGUGAAUGCCUCCCCGUCUCUCACCUCCAGCACUGCCAACGAUCGAAUCCUAAAGUACAACUUGAUUAACGACACCCUCAAUAUUGCGGUCCCUAAUGGCGAAAUUCCAGACUGCAAAUGGAACAAGUCACCCCCAAAGGAAGUCCUUGGCAAUUAUGAAAUUCUGUACGAUGAGGAGCUGGCCCAGGGGGAUGGGGCUGACCGGGAGCUGAGAAGUCGUCCAGGGCAGUCACUGGGGCCCAAAGGCAGCCGGUCGAGGGAUUCAGGGAGAACCGUCCUCACAACCUGGAAGUAACGGCCACCGAGAGAGAACCAGCCAGACUCUGACUGGGCCCGUCAGAAGUUGCUGCCUACCCUGGGCCGGGAGGAAGCCUUACUUUGAAAAUUUCCUUUUUCUAUAGCUUUUUUCCUUUCCUAAGCGCUGUAAAUGAGUAAAGGCACUUGUUUGGAAGGCUAAGGAGUAGCUCUCAUCAGGGCUGAAGGUGCGAAGACAUAGGAACUGAUGAAAUUCACCUGCUCAAGAGAAAGUAACAGUUUUGGCAUCCGACUUAGUUUAUUAUAAGGUAUUCAUGUUUUUUAAAAUUUGCUCUAAAUUAAAAGCAAAGACAAAACCUCUGAAUAUCUUCAAGAGCAAUGUUGGUGCAAGAAAGUAAUGUAUUUAAUCUGACAGCUAUCCUGGUUUCAUUCCUUUUGUACUUGACUAUGAUUUUGAAGAAAACAGGCAACUAGACAUUUUCCUCAGUAAUCUGUCUUCCCAAAGACUUCCAGAAGAUACCUGUUUCUGUCACCUGUGCUUCAUAUACAAGUCUGUCACGGAUUUAAACAGAUGAGCACAGAUUCCUCUGUGAGGCUGACGGUGACAGCAGGCAUCCGGGUUCACUGCAGAUUCGAAGGUGAGCACUGUUGGCAGGCGUCGGCGAGGAGACACUGCGGGAUGCGCUGUGUUUACAUGGGGCCUUUCUGGACACUGGCGACUCCCAGAAAAACAGAAUCCGAGUCUAGGUUAGAGUGGUUGGCGCAUCCGGUAAUUCCUGGGAUGGGAGUGUUAGUAACAGCCCGCCUUGAGGGCCUUCACUGCCAUUCACAUCUGACACUUGUUCACUGCUUUGAAUUUCUCUUUAAAACGCACUGACUUUUGUUAUGGUGUCAGUAACGGAAUUUUGUGCUCACAGUACUUUGCUGAGUACGUUCUUCAUACAGAGGUCGUUACCUGAUCGUCGGGUCCCGCUGUCUCCAUACCUGCGUAUGAACAUGUGUCAGUGUUACCUGUGUACGUGUUACCUGUCGUGCGUGUGUGUGUGUGUGCCCAUGCACGUCCACGUAUUUUUAAUGGUUUCACUGCCAGGGGAAAAGCCCUUUCAUAUAGAUAUGGUAGAGUUUCAAGUGAGAGGAGCAUAAUACAAAUGUAAUUAGCCAGAAUCCAAAUAAACUACAGUUUU